GUUUACAUAUGCUCAAUUUAUUCAAGUUAUGUAUACCUCGAAUAAGUGUAUCAUAUUUAUUCUCACCCGUUUACACCUAUUUUCACGUGAAUAAAUCCACCUAUAGCUAUAGAUCUCCGUAAUGUAAACCCGCCAUAAAAAGUCUCAGAGUGAAAAGGUGAAAACAGUGUCCUUCGAAGUUCAAACAUUAAUUUUAGCAAAUAUCAGUAAAAAGUUUCAAAAAGCAACAUCGCAAAAACGUAAACUAAUUGCUGCCGUGCGUUGGGAUUGUUAUUGGGAGUCAAAACAAAGAAACGACUUAGGAGCGAAAGUAUUUACUUCCUGGUGACGCAGAACUAUUAACGCAACUAAAAUACUGUGAUUCGGAACCGAAACAUUAGCAUGUAAGAAUGGGAAAGCUCAGCGUGUGGUACGCAUAUCUAGUCGGCAUAACUAUAGCUGCCGCUUACAAGCCUGUGGUUAUCAUCCAUGGAAUCCUGACCGGGGCCGACAGUAUGCUGGUGAUCAUGGAAGAAAUCGAGAGGCAUCAUCCUGGCACGAUAAUGUACAAUACCGAUCGCUUCGGUGGAUGGUCAAGUUUGGAGAAUGCGUGGCAUCAAGUUUUUGAAUUCAAUGAUGACUUGCAGCAGAUUUGCAAAGACCAUCCAGACGGGGUGAUACUGCUGGGAUACUCUCAAGGGGGAUUACUGGCGCGGGCUGUACUGCAAACCUAUCCCAAUCACUGUGUGAAGAAGCUAAUCUCACUAAGCUCUCCCCAAGCCGGACAGUAUGGAACCGAAUUCUUGCAUCUCAUCUUUCCCUCCCUUGUGGCCAGAACGGCAUAUCAGCUAUUCUACACGUACGUGGGCCAACACACCUCGGUUGGAAACUACUGGAACGAUCCCCACCAGCAGGAUCUUUUCGAGCAGUUCAGCAUUUUUCUGCCUUACGUGAACAACGAUCUGCCAUCCACGAAUUCCACCGUGUUCCGGGAAUCCUUGCUGAAACUGGAUGAGCUGAUUCUCAUUGGUGGACCAGAUGAUGGGGUGAUUACUCCCUGGGAGUCUAGUCAUUUUGGGUAUUACAAUCGAACAGACGAUGUGAUUCCAUGCAAACAGCGGAAAAUAUAUCUCGAGGAUCGCAUUGGACUGAAAACGCUGGAUGAGAGUGGUCGGCUGAAGCUGGUUACAAUGGCCGGCGUGAGGCAUACUGAUUGGCACAUGAAUGUAAAAGUAAUACGUAAAGUGGUGCUGCCCUAUCUGGACUGAGGUAAUGUGAUAAUAGUGAUUAAGAAUAAAUGAGACAACCAUGAUUGAUUAUUGAUGAAUGAUACGUAGAAAAAGCAUUGCUCUCAGAUGUGCUUAUUUCUUGAAUGAAUAAAUUUUUUGGUGCAUUCAA
Toxorhynchites rutilus septentrionalis is the source of this 1377-nucleotide messenger RNA. RefSeq names its product lysosomal thioesterase PPT2 homolog (gene Ppt2). The transcript is spliced from 4 exons. Bases 390 to 1247 code for a protein of 285 amino acids. Gene Ontology annotation, molecular function: thiolester hydrolase activity. Lineage: Eukaryota; Metazoa; Arthropoda; Insecta; Diptera; Culicidae. Gene Ontology annotation, cellular component: lysosome. The record is from RefSeq and is a predicted model, not a curated record.